UCGCUCUACCCCUCUGCACUCACACUUGGUUCCUCCCUUUCCUAGGAUCGACCUGGGUAAAUCUAACAGCAGGCUUUUAGUCGUCACAGCCCUACGAAACCCACCUCCAAUGGGGAUUCCGUCUGAGCCGUCGUGGGCCGGCGGAUCCACCGAUCAGUCGCAAGGCGCCGCUGCAGUGACUCUCACGGCGGGGAUAGACGCAGCGUCGAGAACAGCGAUAGUCGUGGCCAACUGGUGCAAGACACGUGGCGGGCUCGCAGUGGACGUCGUGCAGGCCGCAGCUGACCAGUCCGCCCCCUCUCUCGCCAGCGCGGCCAGCAAGCAGACUGUAGCGGGCGCUACAGCCGUAUGGGCGGCUCUGGCCCUGGCGGCGGGAGGAGAUGCCGCCAAUGCGCUGCUGGGGAGGGAUGGCGCCGCACGCGCUGAGGUAACUCAGUGGCUUCGCCAUCCCUGGGUAGUGGGCUCCCUGCCCUCCCUUGCCACGUCAGCGUGCCCGUCAGCAUCCACGUCAGCUGCAGUGCUGGACCCUCUCCCUCGCCUGCGCGCCCUGAACGCCUACCUGGCUCCCCGCUCCGUGCUCGUGGGGCCAGGUGUCGCGAUCACAUUGGCCGAUCUCGCAGUCUUUGGCGCUGUUCAUGAUGACGUGCUGCUAGUGACGCCGUGCGACAGGGAGGAGUUACCCCAUCUGAUGCGGUGGAUAGACCUCGUGCAGAACAGAGGGCACGUGGGGCAGGCGUUCUCGCACAUCACAGUCAAUACUGCCAAGUUUGAUCCUCCGGCUUCAGUUCCCCCUCCUGCCAAACCUCCAGCUCAGCCGAACCAGGCAUCAGGUUCGGGAGGUGCCAAACCUGCAGCAGGGAAGGCAGCAGCGCCAGCAGAGGCGUCAGCAGAAGGAGGUGCUUCUUCGGCUGCGGCUGCUCCGUCUGCUGCCCCUUCCACCACUGCAGCACCGCAGGGUGCUGCAGCAGACAAGGGGAGCGGGAAGGAGGAGGGGAAGGGGAAAGGAAAGGGGAAAGGGGAUGAGAAGAAGGGUGAGGCGAAGGAAGGGGAGGGCGCAGGAGGGAAGGGAGGGGGGGACGUGAGUGUGGGGAUAUUGGACAUCAGAGUGGGGCAGGUCAAGAAGGUGUCAAAGCACCCCAAUGCGGACGCGCUGUAUGUGGAGGAGAUUGACAUUGGCGAGGCGAAUCCACGGCAGGUGGUCAGUGGGCUGGCCAAGUUUGUGACUGAAGAAGAGAUGACGGGCAUGCGCGUGGUUGUGCUGACAAACGUGAAGCCGGGGAAAGUGAGGGACGUGGUAUCAGCAGGCUUGGUCCUGUGCGCUUCUAACGCCGACCACUCGGUUUGCCGCCCGGUGCAGCCACCAGAGGGGGCUGCGAUUGGAGAGAAGAUCACGUUUGCAGGGGUGGACGGCAAGCCUGAGGAGGUGCUCAACCCCAAGAAGAAGCUCUUUGAAAAGCUACAGCCGUUCCUGUGCACGGACGACGCUGGGGUGGCCAAGUUCCAGGACACUCCCAUGAUGACGUCUGCAGGGCCUUGCACAUCCACCGUUGUCAAUGCAAGUGUCAAAUAGACAGCAUAUAAUGCGGGGGUUGAUGCUGUCAGCUGCUGGGCCUUAUGAGCUCUACUUCGUUUUGCCAUGCCUCUAUUGCGGUACCUAUUUGAAUGACAUUGUCCUCUUUGUAUCAACUUCUGGAUUUAUCGCUCUUUUUAUGGAGCAAUGACGUCCGCUAGUCUACUCCCC
Closterium sp. NIES-67 is the source of this 1741-nucleotide messenger RNA. The record is from the annotation of a GenBank genome assembly. NCBI's taxonomy places the organism in Eukaryota, Viridiplantae, Streptophyta, Zygnematophyceae, Desmidiales, Closteriaceae.